AGAGUACAUGGAGACAAUGAGAUGGAAAAUAUUUUUCCUUUCGGUUUUACUCCUCUUGAUGUUGAAGUUGAAGAUGCCAUUGUUGACGUAGAAGAAGAAUGUAUUGAAGAUGAUGACAGCGACAAAGAUUACACCACCAUUCUUAGGCCCGCUUUCAUGGUGGAAGGUGAACCUGACUUCGAUUCUGGUCCUCCAGAGGACGGAUUAGAAUAUCUUAGGCGUGUCAGGUGGGAAGCUGCUCAAAUUCCAAAAGUAAAGAUUGCGAAGCCUGACAAGAUUACAUCAAACAAGGAACAAAGUGUUUAUAUGCCUCAGAUUCCAGAAAUUGCCAACUGCCCCGAACAUUUGCUGCCAUUGAAACAGUGGGAGGAAGCAUUUCUUGCAGAUUUUUCGGAGCUACGUAUGAAUGUGUCACAUAUGGAGGAUCCCAGUGCCGAGGUUUCUUGUAAACUGCCAAGGUUAACCGUUCAAGUGGAUGACCUGUGUCAGCUUCCGGAGGGGGGUGCUGUUGAGAAUUUUAACCAUACAACUGGUGAAGUCCACUCUGACCAGGGUUCUUUGUCAAAAUCUGCAGACGAGAUUUCACCGGCUCAGAACAAUCCAUGUCCUAAAACCUGUAUCAAUGAGACUGUGGUGACUUCCCAACCUUGUCUGUAAUACAAAAGAUGGACUCAGUAGCUCGAGUUUCAAUGCUUAGGAAACAGAUAAGCUCGGUUGAGAACAUGAGCUCAUUGUCGAGGAGCAACUGUGUGUGGCUAUUUGCUUUAUGUGCAGCAAUCGACACUCCUCUGGAUGCCACACUUGCGCUUCCCUUCGUAGUCUGCUUCGGAAAUGUGCUAAUUUGAGAGCUGGGAAGUCUGAGGUUGAUGAUGAAGUUAUCAUGCUCAACAUUUUGGCGACAGUUUCAGGAAGAUAUUUUGGUCAGUCAGAAACCUGAAGGUUUGCUUCAUAUCAGUGUGUAUUUAUGCUGGGAAGCUAUUUCUGUUCAA
This is a messenger RNA of Hibiscus syriacus, 989 nucleotides long. RefSeq lists its product as uncharacterized. The transcript is spliced from 3 exons. The record is from RefSeq and is a predicted model, not a curated record. The coding region runs from base 22 to 657 and encodes 211 amino acids. Gene Ontology annotation, cellular component: SMN complex; nucleus. NCBI's taxonomy places the organism in Eukaryota, Viridiplantae, Streptophyta, Magnoliopsida, Malvales, Malvaceae. Gene Ontology annotation, biological process: spliceosomal snRNP assembly.